Knipowitschia caucasica is the source of this 201-nucleotide messenger RNA. The record is from the annotation of a GenBank genome assembly. Lineage: Eukaryota; Metazoa; Chordata; Actinopteri; Gobiiformes; Gobiidae.
AUGUGUCAUAAGAACUUACGGAAGGGAACAGACCCUCUUAACCUUUUCACUUCCUCCCAUGACAUCACCUCGGAGCUCCCCGCCGGCAACCAUAAACCCGUGCUUUAUGGUGUUAACGACAUCACCCACAUGUUCAGCAUAUUGUACCCGCGACCUCACAAAAACAGAAUGGGAAUGAAAAAGCAGAGGAUGAAGGGUUGA